AUGCUUCGUGCCCAAAAAGAGAUCCCAGAGGGUAACGUAGCCGAUGUUCGCUCUCAAACCUUCGGCACUAUGGCGGUUCAUCUCUGUCUUCCCGGCGCAAAGCCGGGAGACUUCAAAACCAACGGCCGCUUGUUCUUGAACCUGGUUAUCAAAUACGGAGUGCCGCUGGCUAAUGGUAUAUGA
Molecule: messenger RNA, 183 nt
Organism: Podospora pseudopauciseta
Lineage: Eukaryota; Fungi; Ascomycota; Sordariomycetes; Sordariales; Podosporaceae
Exons: 3
Coding region: 1-183 (60 amino acids)
Source: RefSeq, a predicted model, not a curated record